AACAUCAGGGUGUACGGAGUAUUGCCGUAACGCCUCAAAUUCCGCAACGUCCCGGGGGGAUGAGGUGAAUCUUGGUCCAACCAACGAGUUGACCAUCGGGCCCCUAGGCGCUGGGCGCCUUCUGAGUAUCGCAGCGGGUAGACGAGAAGCGGCGGCUCAUUCGACUGAUUUAGUUAUUUGCGCGACGAGUCUGCUGCGGCAGCCCAAGACGCGAAGAUGGAGGGAACGCACACGCACAUGAACAUGUUCAGCACGGUCAACACUGACCUGGCUCGGCGGUACUGGUACACAGUCGCCGGGUUUGCGGGAGCUUUUAUGAUGAUCCGGGCUGUCAAUUUCUACAAGGCCCAGCUCCGACUGCGGAGGAAGGCUGCCAACUCGGUCGAGUUUCCCACGAAACCGAGCAAUCGCGUCUUGGAGAUCUGGGCCACCCUGACUGCGGUCGUCCGCGAGGCCAGCGCCCCCCAGCUGCACAUUCCAUUUCGCGGGUUCUCAUGGCUCACCCCGCCUCCUCUGGGGCGGCUCAUCACGCUUUUGGUCUACUGGAUCAUUAUCAUCUACAUGAUGACCAUCAAUGUCGUGGUGAAGGAUGUCUUCUUCUGGGAGCGCAUCGGCUACCGCAACGCCUGGGUCACGAUCACGCAAGUGCCUCUCCUCUACCUGCUCGCAUCCAAAUGCAGCGUCGUCGGCUUCCUCGUCGGGACGAGCCACGAGAGGCUCAAUUGGCUGCACCGAUGGGUGGGCCGCACCAUGUUUGUCACUGCCUCGGUACACGGCUGGCAUUUCUUCACGGACUGGGUGCGCACCGACUUUGUCGAGUACGAGUUCAGGGUGAUGCCCUCCGUCAAAUACGGGCUCGGCGCCUGGGCCGUCCUGCUGUGGACGCUGCUCUCGGGGCUCGCCCCCUUCCGGCGCAUGGCCUACGAGUUGUUCGUCCUGCAACAUCUCCUCAGUGCCGCCUUCUUCCUCUGGCUCAUCUAUGUUCACGUCCCCAGCAACGCGCGGUACAAUGUCUGGUUUGCCAUCGCCGCUCUCUGUUUCGAUCGGUUCUGCCGCAUCGGCCUGCUCCUGUGGCGGAACGUCAAGUUCUUCCCUGACAAGUCCAAAUGCCGAGGAGGCCAGCGCAUCGGGCAUCAAGCCCAAUUCAAGGCGGUCGGAGAGUCCAUCACCGUCAUCACGAUCAAAGACGUCCACUUCAAGUGGCGGCCUGGGCAGCACCUCUAUCUCUGGGUCCCCCGCCUGGGUCCCCUCGAGGCCCACCCUUACACGAUUGCAUGCGCACACAAGUUACCAGGCACAUGCAUUUGCAACAGUAUCCAGCUGGUUGUCCGCAAACAUGGCGGGUUUUCCCGCCGGCUCCAUGAAUUUGCCGCCAAAACCGGCGGGAAGGAGCACCAAACGGUUUUCGUCUCGGGGCCCUAUGGCGCACCGCCGCGGUGGGAUAUCUACGAGACCAUCGUCUUGAUCUCAGCAUCCACGGGUGCCUCCUUUACGCUGCCAAUCCUGGAGGGCCUGCUGAAAUCGAAAAGGACCAAUUGCGUCAAGCGAGUCGACUUCCUGCUCGCGGCGAGGCAGGGGGAGGAAAUCGACUUCUACGUCUCGCGUCUCCACACGCUGAUUGGUCGAGCAACCGAGGUUGGCAUCGAGCUCGCCGUGCACAUCGCCGUCACCCAGGGCGCGUCGACGUUCAUGCAGGACCCCCGCGCCGCCGGUAUUCAGAAUGUCGGCACCGCAUCUGUCGCGUCCUCGGGGAGCAACCUGGGGGAGGCCAUGGACGAGAAGGUCGCAGGAGGAUCGUCGGCGGAUGUCGAGCAACAGCCCGUUCGCGGGGCCCGCAAGCGGGCGAGCGAGGCAAGUACAGAUUCCCACGUAUAUUUCUCGUCGGUCAGACCCGACGUGGACGACUUCAUCCGUGGGGCGGUAGAGGCGACCGGCGGCGAAACAAGUGUCGUUGUCUGCGGUGGCCCCUCGCUCGUCUCGAGGGUUAGGAACUGCGUGGCGGCGCUGUCGGAUGAGAGAGCCGUACACAAGGGAACAGGGGCGCAGGGGAUACAUUUAUUUGCCGAGGAGUAUAAUUUCUAGUUUAAUCCGUACAUGAUACCAACUUUAGUUUGCGAA
This is a messenger RNA of Thermothelomyces thermophilus ATCC 42464, 2118 nucleotides long. RefSeq lists its product as uncharacterized. Gene Ontology annotation, molecular function: ferric-chelate reductase activity. The coding region runs from base 217 to 2082 and encodes 621 amino acids. The record is from RefSeq and is a predicted model, not a curated record. Gene Ontology annotation, cellular component: plasma membrane. Gene Ontology annotation, biological process: iron ion transport; copper ion import; intracellular iron ion homeostasis. The transcript has 2 exons. NCBI's taxonomy places the organism in Eukaryota, Fungi, Ascomycota, Sordariomycetes, Sordariales, Chaetomiaceae.